Microplitis mediator is the source of this 2812-nucleotide messenger RNA. RefSeq names its product peptide transporter family 1-like. Gene Ontology annotation, molecular function: dipeptide transmembrane transporter activity. Lineage: Eukaryota; Metazoa; Arthropoda; Insecta; Hymenoptera; Braconidae. The record is from RefSeq and is a predicted model, not a curated record. The coding region runs from base 522 to 2600 and encodes 692 amino acids. The transcript is spliced from 9 exons. Gene Ontology annotation, cellular component: membrane. Gene Ontology annotation, biological process: transmembrane transport; oligopeptide transport.
UCUUUUAUAAAUAUUAAGUGAGGCAGUAUAAUUGUUAUGCUACAGGUGAUAUUAUUUCGUUACGUUGCAUUGACACUUAACUGAUAACUGAUAAGAGUUUGUCUCCGCGAACACGCAAGUUUUGUUUUAAUGCGAUCUAAUGACAGUUGAUCAUAUCAGUAUACCCACGAAGGUGCUCGUACAGUUUUGGCCUUCAGCAUAAUGACAACUUUGACUCUAUUCUCACUUACAACUUAUAUAUUUCUAUUGGUUUCAAUCUUUGUCUCAUAAAUUAAACGUAGUCGCGUUCUCUUCGUCGUCGUAAGCACAACUAUGCCCUAUUCAUCUAUUUUUUUGAGUUUUAUCGUAUUUUGAAUUCGCUUUCAAUCCGUCAUCAAGAUCUUCAAUCGAAAUUUUUAAAAUCCAUUAAAUAUUGAUAUUAAAUUAAAAUUUUAUUAAGUAACAAUUCAAAGUGAAAGUUUAUUGACAAGUUAUUUUAUCAAGUUUUUAUUUUAAACUAAAUCGCAUUUAAAUAAUCAAUCAUGAAUAGUGAUGCGAAAAAACAAACAACAAAACUUAAAUAUCCGAAGGCCGUAUUCUUUAUUGUCAGUAAUGAAUUCUGUGAGCGAUUUUCUUACUAUGGAAUGCGAACAAUACUGUCCUUAUACCUGACUUCUAAGUUAGAUUACAGUGAUGACACAGCUACAGUUAUCUAUCAUAUAUUCGCAGCGUUUGUGUAUUUUUUCCCGUUAAUUGGUGCAAUUAUCGCAGACUCAUUUCUCGGCAAGUUCAGGACCAUUCUGUAUUUAAGUAUCGUUUAUGCAAUUGGACAACUUUUACUAUCGGCAAGUGCCGCACCUACAUUCGGGUUACCUAUCAGAGAAUUUUCAAUCCUGGGUUUGUUCCUUAUUGCGGUGGGAACUGGUGGAGUAAAACCAUGCGUCGCGGCUUUUGGUGGGGACCAAUUUAUUCUCCCCCAGCAGGAAAAAUAUUUGGGAAUGUAUUUUUCUGUUUUUUAUUUUGCUAUUAAUUUGGGUUCGUUGAUCUCGACGUUUGUGACUCCAGAAUUGCGUCAUGGCGUUAAAUGUUUUGGUGACCAAACUUGUUACUCUGUUGCAUUUCUUGUUCCGGCCAUUUUGAUGAUUUCAUCAAUCGUUAUUUUUGUACUUGGAAAACCGAUGUACAGAAUGAAGAAACCUGAAGGAAAUGUUAUUCUUCAUGUUAUCAAGUGUAUUUCUCAUGCGAUCUAUAAAAAAAUGAGCAUGAGAGAAAUAACCCGUGAUCACUGGCUAGAUCAUGCGGAUGAGAAGUACGACGCAAAGUUGAUAUCUAACAUAAAGUCAACGCUUAAGGUUCUCAAACUUUUUAUACCGGUGCCACUUUUUUGGGCGUUAACUGAUCAACAGGGAUCGCGGUGGACAUUCCAAGCAACGAGGAUGGAUGGUCAGAUCGGGAGUUUCGUUCUCAAAGCUGACCAAAUGCAAGUUGUCAGUCCACUAUUCAUCGUUAUAUUCAUUCCCAUUUUUGAGACUUGUAUUUAUCCUUUAAUGGCUAAAAUUAAAUUAAUAAAUACACCGUUAAAAAAAAUGGCUAUCGGUGGAUUUCUUGCCGGUUUCGCGUUUAUUGUUUCCGGUGUCGUGGAACUGCAACUCGAGAAAACAUAUCCAGUAUUACCGUCCAGCGGAUUGGCGCAAUUGAGGCUGUUCAAUCCAAACAAUUGUGAUAUAGGAAUUAUAUUAAAUAAUAAUCAAUCUUUCGAUAUAUCGCCAUUUGCAAUGUGGCAAGACACAAAUAUAAAUACGAUUGGUGAUAAAUCAAUCGAAUACGAAGCAAAUUUUUCAAAAUGUGGUUUUGAAAAAUUAAAUCGCGGAUUAUUAAAUCUGACUGAAAAGAAAGCGAUGUCCUACGCUUUGAUACCAGAUUCUAGUCCAUAUGAAUAUCAAGACCAUGUAAAUAAAACAGAAAUUGGAAAUCCAGCAGUACGGGUACUUACAUACAAUACUCUGGACACUCCAGUAAUUGUACAAAUAAUAAAUAGUAAAGAUAAAAUUCUUUAUAAAUCAGUAGUGACUGGCAAAGUCGAGCACUCGCUCUUCGUUCCUCUUGAUCCAGGAACUUACAAAGUCAAAGUAAACGGAGUCAGCAACGAAAUAUUAUUACACAUGGGUGGCGUUUAUACCGUCCAGGCUUACGCGUCCAAAGAAUUGACUACAGCUAAAAUAGUGACAGUAACUCAGCCGAAUUCAAUGCAUAUUCUCUGGUUGAUUCCUCAGUACGUGAUCAUCACCAUGGGCGAAGUGAUGUUCUCAGUUACGGGAUUAGAGUUUGCAUUUACUCAGGCUCCCAUCAGCAUGAAAUCUUUACUGCAAGCCUCUUGGUUGUUUACUGCUGCCUUAGGUAAUCUCAUCGUUGUGAUAAUUGCUGAAGCAAAAAUCUUCGACAGACAGGCAAAUGAAUUUUUCCUUUUCGCUGGACUUAUGAUUGUCGACAUGAUGAUAUUUGCAGUCAUGGCCAAAUUCUAUAGAUACAUUGUCGUCAAUGAUAGUAAUAAUGAGACUACCGAUACCCGUGACGGCACGACCGGUACGACGAUUAAGGACCAACAUACCCCCCGACGAUAGCUUAGUACAGAAAAAUCCAAUAGUUGGCGAUAAGUUUGUUUGCACCUGAAGAUGGCGUUUCGUUAAUUUUAAAACUCCCGCGAAAAAUUUAAUUUUUUUAAAUCUCACUACUAUUACUAUUAUUGUAACAUAAUUAAUUUAUUAAUAUUUAUGUUUAUAGCAUAAAUAGAAUUUUUAUAAAUAUGUCCUUAGCAUAUUUAUUUUUAAUUAUU